Molecule: messenger RNA, 1513 nt
Organism: Xyrauchen texanus (razorback sucker)
Lineage: Eukaryota; Metazoa; Chordata; Actinopteri; Cypriniformes; Catostomidae
Product: calpain-1 catalytic subunit-like
Exons: 12
Coding region: 157-1464 (435 amino acids)
Biological process (GO): proteolysis
Cellular component (GO): cytoplasm
Molecular function (GO): calcium-dependent cysteine-type endopeptidase activity
Source: RefSeq, a predicted model, not a curated record
CACACUUCCUGAAUAUAGUCCUCUGACUGAACACGGACAGAGCCAUUGGCAGGAAAAAACUUUAUAAGUCAAACCGAAAAAGAGGGAAGUGCUGCUCAUUUAGGUGAACUCACAGUGUUGGCGAUUAAUUGUUUCCUUGAAGCAGACCUAUAAACAAUGCCUCCACCACGAGUGAACAAACGGCCCCGUAAUGAACCCACAACAAGAGAUGAAAAGGGCUCUCUCACAAAGCCUAUAAAGUUCUUGGAUCAGGACUAUCUUGAAUUGCGCAAGAACUGCCUCAUCAAUAAACGGAGAUACGAAGAUGUGAUGUUCCCUCCAGACAACAGCUCCAUUGACCCACAGAAGACGCUUGGAUUAGAUCUGGACCAAGUCAAGUGGUUGAGGCCAUCUGAAAUAGUGGAAGACCCUCAACUCAUUGUAGAUGAUGUGUCCAGGUUUGACUAUUCCCAAGGAUCCUAUUUAGGAAACUGCUGGUUUCUUGCUUCUGUUGGGGCUUUAACCUUUCAGAGGGACAUCGUGGACCAGGUCAUGCCAACAGACCAGUCAUUCGGUAAAGAUUAUGCUGGGAUAUUUCACUUCAAAUUCUGGCGGUUUGGGAAAUGGUUUGAUGUUGUCAUUGAUGACAAACUGCCAACAAUCAAACGCAAGCUCAUUUUUGUGCAUUCAAAAACAUCAAAUGAGUUUUGGCCUGCCUUGCUGGAAAAAGCUUAUGCAAAGGUGUGCGGCUCCUACGCUGACAUGAACGCUGGUUAUGUAUCUGAGGCCCUAAUGGACUUCACUGGUGGGGUGCACGUAUACUAUGAACUGAAAACAGCUCCCGCUGAUUUAUGGAACCUGAUGGACCGUGCAGUCAAUACAAAGGCCCUGAUGGGCUGCGGCACUCCUCAAGGGGAAACAUCUGAAAACACUGAAUUACCUAAUGGCAUUAUUCAGGGCCAUGCGUAUACAGUGACAGGGGUUUUCAAGGUAACAUACCAAGGAAAACCAGUAAAGCUGGUGAGAGUGUUAAACCCAUGGGGAAAGGGCGAGUGGAUUGGUGACUGGAGUGACAAAUCACCAUUGUGGAGCAAAGUGAGUCAAAAGGAUCAAUCCAUGUGUCGUUCUUUGGCCAAUGACGGGGAGUUCUGGAUGUCAAUGGAGGAUUUCACCAAAAGCUUUGAAGACCUUGAUAUUUGUUGCCUCCGCCCUGAUUUUCUGGAUGGUUCUUCUGAAUGCAUUUGGACAUCUACAUGCUUCAAUGGCAGCUGGGAUGCUGGGACCACAGCUGGUGGCUGCAUAAAUAAUAGAGACACUUUCUGGACCAACCCUCAGUUUCGGGUGAGGAUCAGUGAGGACUCUGCUACUGAAAAUAUACUUGUGUCCUUGAUGCAGAAACACGAGGAUAGACACAGAAGUCUUAAUUCUAACUAUGCCAUUGGCUUCUCUGUUUAUGCGAUACCUCCAGAGGCAAGUAAAAUAUAAAAUGUCAUAUUGUGCAACUUAUAAGUUGGGUUAUUCUGAUGAGUGUUAG